AUGGGUAUUCGUUUUAUACAAAUAGUUUGUGAUUUUAUCAUACUGCUAUUGCUGCAUCUGGUAUCGUUUUGUCUACCUGAUCGAUGUUUUGAUAACGUUAGAAUCAAUUAUAAUGAAAGCUUAUUCUCAUCUCAAAGUGUGUACGGUCGCAUUGAAACUUCGCGAAAUUGCGUUGACACCUAUGAAGCGAAGGUUCGUUCAGUUGCCCAAGAAACUUUUUCGUCUUGUCCAGUAGGAUUGCUUUCGGUUGAGCUUGGUCCUGUUGCACGUUUUGAAGAUAUGGCACAUGUGCUCCCCCACAUUGAACUCAACAUUUCUGUCGCCGUUCAUGAAUAUGUGGAUUCUGUAUUUAUUCGUCUACAAUGCGUCUACGCUCCUGAUGCAGAGGAUAUUUAUUGUCAUGACGCCCAACGUAUGAUGAGCGAGGGGCAGUGGUUGUGGCCAUGUAGAGCAGUUACUUUUCACAGGAAGGACGUUUUUUCACUUCCUUUCUACUUUGGGUACUCUUGUUUUCGUGUAUUUGGCUUAUCUCAGUACAUGGUCAACGUAACUGUGUUUCCUCAAAACUGUCGGUCAACUCUGCUCAUCACUUCACCUUCGGAUGUACAACUGCAUCCUUCCAUUGCUGAGUAUUAUGGAAGUGAGGAUGCUCGCUCAAAACUCUCUCCUUUGCUGAUUGUCGACUUUAGCGAGGAGGAUGGGAUUUGGCUUCGCGUUGAAGGACCUGCAUUGCAAAUCUCCAGAUCUAUCGCAGUGUCCGUUUUCGAGCGUCGAUCAGAUGGUACACUUCAUCCUCUUCAAACGUUCACCAUCGCUCGUCCGACUACGGGAUUGAAGUGGCGUAAUGUAGCAAAAGGAAGCUACGUUGCUUACGCGCAUAUCCCUCGCCACGACUGCCUACUUGUUUGCGACGAAGUGGCAGCUUCACCAUCUGGAUGUAAAAUGUGUGUUCAUACUAUGUUGAAUUUCACCCUGGAUCAGGACAGAGCUAGUUUGUCUUGGCGAAGUUUACGUCGUAUGCGUGAUUCUAGCUUUUCAAUUCUAUUUGCGCUUGGCUCUAUUGUUCUUGUGUCAGCCUUCUGCGGCAUGAUUUACGUUUUGUUUUUGCGCAGAAGAGUGCGUCGCUCACCUGUGCGAGUGCAAGAGAUCGAGUUACAAUCAAAGCCGAUUGUUCUUAUAUUGACUCCGGAUGACUGCGACGAGCACUCAGAAGUGGUACUUUUGCUGAGCCGUUUCCUUGAACGUCAUGCUGGGGUCACUGUUCUUCUAGACUAUCGCGAAAUGGACAGUAGUGCUGUUCCAUCUCGAUGGCUUGUUGAUUCCCUUUGCCGGUCAUCAAGGGUCUUGAUCAUCGUAUCUCCGUGUUCUGGACUUGUACUCAACGGACAACAUCUGCGAAAACGACGACCGUUCCCUGAUCUUUUCGAAACUGCGAUGGAUAUGAUCAUAAGAGAGCAUACGCAGAAUAUCUCUUCUAACAAGUACCUAAUCUGUCGCCUUCCUUACUCUCCCCCGACUCCAGAUCAACUCAAUCUCUUAGGAUUCCCUCAAGUAGAAGUUCCAUCGGAUCUUGCUCGCCUCACUGCUCUCAUUCAUGCUAUCGAUGUUUACGGACUCAACGAGGCUCACAACAGUUCUGAGUUGGCAGAGUUGUCCAGUGCUAUAGAGUCCAUGAAAAAAUUGAUGGAAAGCGAUCCUACAUGGAUUGUUCGCCGACUUGACAAUGAGGAUGAUCGCAUGCUGGUUUCUAAUGUUCUGGAAGUCUCCGAAAAGAAAAAUUUCUUGCAAACGGCUGAGGACAGGCGACAAGCAGCUGACCAGUUUGGAUUACUUCCUCCUGAAGAGAAUGAAAGUGAAGCUGCUGACGAACCAUCUGAGUUUCCACUACUUCCUCCAGAUUCCUCUGACGAGGAUUAGCUUUGUAUCUCAUCCGCGGG
Cylicocyclus nassatus is the source of this 1937-nucleotide messenger RNA. Lineage: Eukaryota; Metazoa; Nematoda; Chromadorea; Rhabditida; Strongylidae. The record is from the annotation of a GenBank genome assembly.